GCUCACUAAUGGGAUUGCAGGCUGGUGCCUGGCUCCGCCGCUGCCGCCGCCGCCCGAGCCCCAGCCGCAGCCCCCGCCAGCCCGCGCCCGGAGCAGCCGCGCCCGCGGCCCCGCGCCCAGGCCAUGAUCCGAAUCUUCCCGGAUUUCAGCGUGCAGGUGACGGCCGCGGCGGCCGGCGGGGCAGCCGCCGGGGUACCGGCCGGAGCGGGCAUGGCGAGGGCCGGCGCCGCGGCCAACGGCGCCCCGCAGACCGUCCAGGGCAUCAGCUCCUACCAGCAGCGAAUAACUGCCCAGCAUCCUCUGCCCAACCAAUCAGAAUGUAGGAAAAUCUACCGAUAUGACGGAAUCUACUGUGAAUCUACCUACCAGAACUUACAGGCACUGAGAAAGGAGAAAUCCAGAGAUGCUGCUCGCUCCCGCCGGGGAAAAGAAAACUUUGAGUUCUAUGAAUUGGCCAAGUUGUUGCCUCUUCCUGCAGCCAUCACCAGCCAGCUGGACAAGGCAUCCAUCAUCCGACUGACAAUUAGCUAUCUCAAGAUGAGGGACUUUGCCAAUCAAGGAGACCCUCCAUGGAACUUGAGGAUGGAAGGCCCUCCACCAAACACCUCAGUAAAAGGGAUACAAAUGUGGAAAUCUGAACUCUGCAUGAGAAAGACACCAUGUGAAGGUGCACAACGAAGGCGGAGCCCCAGCGCACUGGCCAUUGAAGUAUUUGAAGCACAUUUGGGAAGCCACAUUCUGCAGUCCCUGGAUGGCUUCGUAUUUGCACUAAAUCAAGAAGGAAAAUUUUUGUACAUUUCUGAAACCGUCUCUAUCUACCUAGGCCUCUCACAAGUGGAGCUGACGGGCAGCAGCGUCUUCGACUACGUCCACCCUGGGGACCACGUGGAGAUGGCAGAGCAGCUGGGCAUGAAGCUCCCACCUGGGCGGGGUCUCCUCUCACAGGGCACCACCGAGGAUGCGGCCAGUUCAGCAUCUUCCUCCUCUCAAUCAGAGACCCCUGAGCCAGUGGAGACACCCAGCCCCAGCCUGCUGACCACUGACAACACCCUUGAGCGGUCCUUCUUCAUCCGCAUGAAGUCCACUCUGACCAAACGCGGAGUACACAUCAAGUCGUCAGGAUAUAAGGUGAUUCAUAUAACAGGCCGGCUUCGCCUCAGAGUGUCGCUGUCCCACGGGAGGACCGUUCCCAGCCAAAUCAUGGGUCUUGUGGUUGUGGCUCAUGCCUUGCCUCCCCCUACGAUCAAUGAAGUCAGAAUUGACUGCCAUAUGUUCGUCACUCGAGUAAACAUGGACCUCAAUAUCAUUUACUGUGAAAAUAGGAUUAGUGAUUACAUGGAUCUGACUCCUGUAGACAUCGUAGGGAAAAGAUGCUACCACUUCAUCCAUGCCGAAGAUGUGGAGGGCAUCAGGCACAGCCACCUGGACUUGCUGAACAAAGGUCAGUGUGUGACAAAGUACUACCGCUGGAUGCAGAAGAACGGCGGCUACAUCUGGAUACAGUCCAGUGCCACCAUAGCUAUUAAUGCUAAGAACGCAAACGAGAAGAACAUCAUCUGGGUGAAUUAUCUCCUUAGUAAUCCCGAGUACAAGGACACGCCCAUGGACAUUGCACAGCUCCCACAUUUGCCAGAGAAGACUUCAGAGUCCUCUGAGACCUCUGACUCGGAAUCAGACUCUAAAGACACCUCAGGUAUUACAGAGGACAACGAGAACUCCAAGUCCGACGAGAAGGGCAAUCAGUCGGAGAACAGCGACGACCCCGAGCCUGACCGCAAGAAGUCGGGGCGCGCGUGCGACAAGGACGCCACCUGCCACGACGACGGCCACAGCUCCAGCCACCCGGACAGCCGCGACAGCGACGACAGCUUUGAGCACUCGGACUUCGAGCCCCCGAAGGCGGUCGAGGACGGCUUCGGCGCGGCGGGCCCCAUGCAGAUCAAGGUGGAGCGCUACGUGGAGAGCGAGGCGGACCUGCGGCUGCAGCCAUGCGAGUCGCUCACGUCGGACAGCGCCAAGGACUCGGACAGCGCGGGCGAGGCGGGCGCGCAGGCGUCCGGAAAGCACCAGAAGCGCAAGCGGCGGCGGAAACGGCAGAAGGGCGGCAGCGCCAGCCGCCGGCGCCUGUCCAGCGCUUCCAGCCCGGGCCUAGACGCCGGCCUGGUGGAGCCGCCGCGCCUGCUCUCGUCGCCGCACAGCGCCUCGGUGCUCAAGAUCAAGACGGAGAUCGCCGAGCCCAUCAACUUCGACAACGACAGCAGCAUCUGGAACUACCCGCCCAACCGGGAGAUCUCCAGGAACGAGUCCCCGUACAGCAUGACCAAGCCCCCCACCUCCGAGCACUUCCCGUCGCCGCAGGGCCAGGGCGGCGGCGGCGGCGGCGGCGGUGGUGGCGGCGGGGCGCUGCACGUGGCCAUCCCCGACUCGGUCCUCACCCCGCCGGGCGCCGACGGCGCGGCCGGCCGCAAGACUCAGUUCGGCGGCGCGGCCCAGGUGGCCUCUGACCCGCUGUCGCCCCCGCUCUCGGCGUCCCCGCGGGACAAGCACCCCGGGGGCGGGGCGGGCGGGGGCGGCCCCGGGGCGGCCAACUCGUUGCUGUACACUGGGGACCUGGAGGCCCUGCAGAGGUUGCAGGCCGGCAACGUCGUGCUUCCGCUGGUGCACCGGGUGACCGGGACCCUGGCGGCCACCAGCACGGCAGCGCAGAGGGUCUACACCACGGGCACCAUCCGCUACGCGCCCGCCGAGGUGACCCUGGCCAUGCAGGGCAACCUGCUGCCCAACGCGCACGCUGUUAACUUCGUGGACGUUAACAGCCCCGGCUUCGGCCUCGACCCCAAGACGCCCAUGGAGAUGCUCUACCACCACGUGCACCGCCUCAACAUGUCCGGACCCUUCGGCGGCGCCGUGAGCGCGGCCAGCCUCACGCAGAUGCCCGCCGGCAACGUGUUCACCACGGCCGAGGGACUCUUCUCCACGCUGCCCUUCCCAGUCUACAGCAAUGGCAUCCACGCGGCACAGACUCUGGAGCGCAAGGAGGACUGAGCGGGGCCCGCUCCAAGGCAUCGUCGGCGUUUUUUUCGUUCAGACCUUUCAUUCUAGCACUUUGAAUUCGAGCUGGUCAGCAUCUUCUCGCAACUCGGCGGCCCCGUUCCACCCCCGUCUUUCUUUCAUUGGACUUAUCCUUUCUUGUAAAGACACUGUUUAUUUUUUGCCUUCGGAGGGUCUGAUGACCGGUUGCCUGCCAUUUUGUCUCCUAAGAUGUGUGUUGGGUUGUUUGACUUUCCUUUGCAUCUUUAUUAAGAUGUCUUUAAUGUGUAUAUGCCUCUGCCAUAGAAUACUCAGUCUUAUGGUCAAGAGAUUUCUCAAGUGACAACCAUUGGGUUUUCUUCCUAAAGAUCUUGAUAUGAUCAAGAUGGAAAAAGACAAGCAUAAAUGAUUGUGCCCUGUUUGACUAAGUCAAAUGAAAUGGGGUGGGUGUUUUUUGUUUUCCUGUUCCUAAUUCCUUUGAAAAUAGGGGAAUAGUAUUUUAGAAUUUUAUGCAGAAUUUAAUUCUUUUUAUGAUUAAGAUUUUAAGAUUUUCUUACUUGCACAUAAAAAUAAUUUGGGUUCUUAAACUUAAUUUCUGGCCUGUGACUAGAAUGUUUUUUUUAAAAAAAAGUUGGACUAAGUGUUAAUUACUGAAACAUUAACUUAAUUUCUAAAACCAUGGUGCUAUCAUUUAUUAAUCUGUAAUGUCUUCAUACAAAAUGCAGCUCCCAGGCUGGGUUUUGGAAAAGAAAAUGUGUUCUGUCCCGGUCUGGAGUCCCGUUGCUACAGUCUCCUUGGUUAGUUAAGACAAAGCCCUCAUUAACAUUUGCUGCAGGACUUAAAAGGUUUUACCUCCCAGCUAACAAACAUAGCCUCACUUCCAAUUUAGUGGGUCAGGAAAGCCCUAUUAAAAGGGGGCUUUGGACAACUCAGACUGAUUUGAGGAGCAGUUCAAGUACAUACUGCCUUUUGUUGAGCUUUUUUUUUUUUUUUUUUCUUCCUCAGUCCAACAGAGGCUGACUUUGCAACUUCAGUUAACACUUCAGAGUAAAAGAGGGAAAAGGAGAAAUAGUUAACAUUUUUUGGUUUGGUUUGGUUAUUUGGGUUUUUGUGUUUGGUUUUCAUUUCUUGCUAAGAAAAGAACCCAGGUUGUAUUGGGGCUGAUUUGAUGAAAUUUAUUUCCCUUUGGUUCUUAUUUCUGAAUUGAAACCAACAAGUUUUUAAAACUAAAGAAUGGGCUAAUACGCUUCAGGCAGAUAACUGCAACUGAAAACUGCACAUUCAGUGAAAAAAAGAGAAAAAAAAGAAAAAAGAAAAAGAAAAAAUAGCCUAUUUUGUCUUUGUUGCCAGAAAUCAAUGUGGUGUCAAACACUCCAAAUGACUGUCCAGUAUAGAUUCUUCUCCCACUUCAUUUUUGGCAGCUGUUUGUUAAGGCAUCUGAUACCAGACGUGAGAACUGUAAUGUGUACGACGUGUAGUGUCCUUGGCUGUGGGUCCCAUUGCAAUUUCAGUGUGUGUUUCUAUAUGCAGUAUAUGCUAAGCUAAUGUAGUCGUUGUCCGCUGUCUUUUCUGUGCUCUGUCUCUAGUGGAGUGGCACAGUCCCAUUCCUGCAGUCCUAGUGAAUCGGUGACUCUUGGGGGUUAGUGGUUUCGUGUGGUGGCCUUUCUCCGUGGUGUCACUCAUACUGCUUCUAUUGUCUAUGGAUCCUGUUUUACUUUUCUAAGUCCCUGCUGUUGCUUUAUUGUAUAUUCUCCCUGACUCUCCUGUCUUUUCCUCCCUGUCUCCCCCAUUCUCUCCUCUUGCUUCCCUUUCCUGAUACCCCAAAUCUAUUUCAUUCUCAGAGAUAAAGAAAAAAGAAAAAAAAAAAAAGACUCUUAACUAGCUCAAGGUUAAUGGAGCCAUUUUCCCACAAUGGAAUUCUGGGUAUGUCUUUCUCUUCUGGAGUGCUGUACAGAGCACUGAAGACUAAUGCUCAGAUAUAUUAAAUAAAUUGAUGCCAUACAGCUUCAGUUGUUAACAUUCCCAGAGUCCUUUGUGCUCUACCUAUAAGCAGUGGGUGCUUUUCUUUGGUUUCCUUUCAGGUUGGCUGAUGGAGCAGUAUAUAAAGCAAUUACCGGUGGGAUAGAAAAUGAUUUCAAAGGCCAAUCUACAUUUUAAAAAAAUGGGAGGGGUUAAUGGAAUAUAGAAUUGUCAUAUAUAUUUGUUUAUUCGUGCAAUGAUAAUAUAGUAACUCGGCUGUCCUUUGAUUUAUCACUGUGCUGAGUGGAUUCCUCUAGAACUUUGGAUUCCGUGAGUUGGGCCCAGGCCAUGGUGGAAUAUAACAGAAGGAAGUUAAAUGCCACAAAUCUUAGCACUGGGCCUCUUGAAGGACUUAAGUCCGUUUAGAAGAUGGAGAAAGCCGAUGGAGAAAUUUAAAGAUUAGUUUUGGAAGCCGUACUCUAGCUAUCGAACAAUCAAGGGAAUGCACCUAUCAGCUACAAAGAACAGCUAGACUGCUGGGGUUUUUUUUUUUCUUUUAUAAAUGUUUCUGUGUUGUGUCAAAAUGAUUUCUGGUGAUUUAAACUAACAGAUAAUCACAGCUGCUGUCUAAAUCCAUAGUGUUUAAAAAUUACAAAAUGAAAAAAAAAAAACCACUUCAUUACCUGUGAAGACUGUGUCUGUGUUUUUAACUAUUUCUUGUACAAAUAUAUGAAAACUUUUAUGAGGAGACUGGUGCCACGUAGCUGAAUAAUGGGGAAAGGGAUAUUCUGUUCGUAAAAACCUUAGCAGUGUUACCAACUCUACAACAUAUAUAAAAUAAUUAAAACAUUACAAAGCGAGAGCUAUGCUACAUUUGUUUUGUGUGAAGCUAACCGGACUUAACUUCCUGAGUGCCUGGCUUAUUUUGAGACAUUUUUUUCAUUGACCAUUGAUAAUGCUGCAAAUCAGAAAUGUACAUACUUCAUUUACAACAGGGUUCUUUUUAUACUUUUGUAGAUUCUCAUACAUGUCACAUACAUGGUUGUCUUUAUGUAACUUAAUUUUUUCAUCCGCAGGUGCCAUUUUCAUAAUAAACUUCUCUUGGAUUUGUUACUA
Molecule: messenger RNA, 6105 nt
Organism: Meriones unguiculatus (Mongolian gerbil)
Lineage: Eukaryota; Metazoa; Chordata; Mammalia; Rodentia; Muridae
Gene: Npas3
Product: neuronal PAS domain protein 3
Biological process (GO): regulation of transcription by RNA polymerase II
Molecular function (GO): DNA-binding transcription factor activity, RNA polymerase II-specific; RNA polymerase II transcription regulatory region sequence-specific DNA binding; protein dimerization activity
Source: RefSeq, a predicted model, not a curated record